This is a messenger RNA of Mizuhopecten yessoensis (Yesso scallop), 1181 nucleotides long. RefSeq lists its product as uncharacterized. Gene Ontology annotation, molecular function: calcium ion binding. Gene Ontology annotation, cellular component: membrane. NCBI's taxonomy places the organism in Eukaryota, Metazoa, Mollusca, Bivalvia, Pectinida, Pectinidae. Bases 60 to 1181 code for a protein of 373 amino acids. The transcript has 9 exons. The record is from RefSeq and is a predicted model, not a curated record.
CUAUAAAUCGAACAUAAAAUGAUUUCAAUACUCUCACUGGAGAAAUAUUAAAUGUAUUGAUGGCGACGGUUGUUUCUGCAUUUUUGCUGUGUCUGUGUGGGCUUAAAGUGGCCUCACAGUCCUGUGGCACCAAGACUGUUGGGAAUGCUGCGCCCGGCGGUUUCCAAGACAACCUUGACACUACUGCCACUGGAAUCGGGUAUCUAGCCAGCAGCUAUACGUUUGACUGUUGUGGAGUAAUUGACAAAUGGCAAGUUGUUAUCGGUGCUUUGGGCACAAUCAAGUUCCAAAUAUGGCGGCCAAAUGGAGCGAAUUACGAGCUUGUGGGCGAGAAUACUUACAUUUUUGGCACAGUGAGAUUUGUCUACCAAAUAUAUGAUUGGAAGAUACAGUAUACUGCCGGUAAAGACAUGAUACCGUACAACUCAGUAGCCGGAUCUGGUACCACACAGCUAACAAUGGCAGCGCCUUCUAUCGGCGGUUCCAAGGAUUGGACAGCGGGGAUAACUCUUGGUUUUCGAACCUAUGCAGUUAAUGCUCAAACUCUCGGCAAUUCCAAUCCGACGUUUUCAAACCUUGACCAGACCCUGACUUACGCCGACACGGACACCCCGCCCACCACACUUCUAACACUGACCUACAACGACGUGGAUCCAAAGGAUACUGUACUCACCGUCGCCAUGACGACAACGUCUUACGAGUUUCAAAUAAAUGCACUAGAUCAAGUGCAGCCCCAAACUGGACAGUGGACGGUUGGUUCAUACCCUUUGACCUUUACUGUAACUGACCAGUGCGGAAAUGUUGGAACCGGAACCCUCACCGUGGAGAUAACCAACUCCGCACCAGACAUGACAGCAAUGGUUACGUCGGCGAGUGUGAAGGAAGACGUGGUUGUCGAGACACACCUUGCAGAUCUGACUGUGACAGACUUCCAGACGUUCACGUGUACCUACACCGGCCCGCACCCAUUCAAUGUUCAGCCGAAGACGGCAGGGAGUACAACAUAUGCCUUAUUCCUGAACGGCGACCCAAACCUAAAAUACGAUACCCAAAAUCAAUAUACACUGACCAUCACGUGCAUGGACAACUUUGGCUUGUCCUCUACCAGGGACAUUGUGGUCAGCAUCACAGAAAAUGCUUCACCAUCAAUGGACAAUCUCCCAAGUGAGUAUUUAUGUUGA